This is a messenger RNA of Trypanosoma conorhini, 1230 nucleotides long. RefSeq names its product putative OSM3-like kinesin. The coding region runs from base 1 to 1230 and encodes 409 amino acids. NCBI's taxonomy places the organism in Eukaryota, Euglenozoa, Kinetoplastea, Trypanosomatida, Trypanosomatidae. The record is from RefSeq and is a predicted model, not a curated record. The transcript has a single exon.
AUGUCGGCUGAUCCGGUUAAACGUCUUGAGGAGCUGGAGGCUGAACUCCGUGCCCGCAACGAGGCGCUUUCCUCACGCAUUCAAUCCCUCCUGACUGAGUCGGGCGACAGCGAGCUGCCCGAACUACACGUGCUACGCGAGGAUCGUGUGAGGCUGAUUGAGGAGAUCCAGCACAACAAGGAUGAGGGAGACGCCUUGUUGCUGCAGGUCGAGGGAAACGGGGAGGUCGCUUCCCUGUACCGUGUUGCUGCCCGCGUGCAGCGCUUUGAGGAAUUUGCCGAUCGCGCCAAUAACUACGUGAAAACAGUUCUCCCAAAUGAAAUUGAGCGUAUCGCUGAAGCCGACAGGCUCCACUCCGACGACGAGGUGGCUGCCUACAUCAAGGACCUGCAGACGAAGCGCGAGGGGGAGCUGAAGAAGAUCGCCUUGCUAAAGGAACGAACAGCGAAGCGGGCGCAGGACAUGCGCAAUGGUCCACGCGUUGAGCACGGAGAGCUGAACGCCCUGAGCCGUGUAACGAAGGCCAAGGAGGAAGAGCUGGACAAGGAGACCAGGGAUACGCAGGCAUACACCGAUGAGGCGAAGGCGAAGAAGUGUGAGCUGCUUGCGAAGAUCAAGGAAUUACGCCAGGCAAAGUCCAAGCUUCAGGCGGAGCUUUUGGAUAAUAAGCAUAAAAAUGAAAAGCUGGUGAAUGGGAUAAAGACCCGCAUCCGUCACGCGGAGCUCUCCAACACGCGCGAUGUCCGUGUAUGCCAACAGCUGAAUGUUGGCAAUGCUGCACUCACGACCAACGCACAAACCCUGCUUGGCCAGCUGAACGUGGAGCACUACGGCAUUGAGGGCGCACCGUCGGAGAACGCAUUGCUCACGAUGCGUAAGGAGGAGGUGAAAAGGGCAUCAGCCGCAGUAUCGAACAACCGCAACAAUAACAACGGUACCUCUCAGGCGGCCAACGGUACCUCUCAGGCGGCCAACGGUGCCUCUCAGGCGGCCAACGGUGCCUCUCAGGCGGCCAACGUUGACGUUGACAUAAACUCGAAGGGAGCCUACCAGCGCCACGGCACGCAGAAUUCUAACGGGUCCGCCUCCGCGGCAUCGUCCCGCCAACAGCUAAACGCAGCCAAAACACCAUUGGAAGAACUGAAGCGGACAGAGUCGCAGCGCGGCGAUGAAGCCGCUGUACAGGAAAACCUGGACAAGCGCCGCGAGGAGGGAGAAACUGCCCCAUAG